GAUUUUUACAACUUUCACCAGUGCCAAUGCUGCUGCAGCGUGUGAUUCAGGCUGUGAUUAUUUAUGAUUUAUAGAAUCAUUCGUCUUGUUCACUCUUAGUACAGCUUACUUUGAUAACAGUGCAUGAUAUCAGCAAAUGACUAGAAAAUCACAUCGAUUGGAGACACCAUUAUUGGGCUGAAGGAUAAAGUUUUGAGCAUCUGCAGAUUAAAACAGGCAGCCAGUACCCUUCUUCACUCCAGAUCCUUCAGUGACACUGGGGUGGUCAUCGGGUCUUCUUGUCUCAUAAAGCAACAGUGUUUGUAGAUCCUUAAACAAGAUGUCUUGUCCAUUUGGAGGUGGUGGCAACAGGGUACCUAAAGGAGGUACUGGGAAAGACGAUGAUAAGAAGCUCACAUACGGCAGCUAUCUUCAGCUUGACAAGCUGCUCUCCUGUGUGGAUCUUCAGAGUGCUGCAGUCUCCACACCAGUGCAUGAUGAGCACCUCUUCAUUGUAACCCAUCAGGCCUAUGAGCUGUGGUUCAAACAGAUCUUAUUUGAGGUGAAUUCUAUCAUCGAUCUACUGGGUCAAGUGCCUGUAGAUGAGAAGAAACAGCUUGUCAUGAUGAACAGACUGGAACGUAUCGUACAAAUUCUUAAGCUGCUGGUGGAUCAGAUCUACGUCCUGGAGACGAUGACUCCACUCUCCUUCUCAGAGUUCAGAGAUUAUCUAUCACCGGCGUCAGGCUUCCAAAGCUUCCAAUUCAGAUUAUUGGAGAAUAAACUGGGACUCAAACCGGGCAUGCGAGUGAGUUACCAACGCCAGAACUAUGCCAGCGUAUACAGCGAGGAGCUACAAGCAACGUUGAAGAAAUCCGAAGAGGACCCUACCUUAUUAAACGUUUUGGAGAGAUGGCUUGAGCGUUGUCCUGGUCUUGAGGAAGAUGGGUUCAACUUCUGGGAGAAAUACAACUACCAGGUCCGAGCAUACCUCAAUGAUCACCUGACUAGAGCUGAGGCUGCGGAGAGUGAAGCUCAGCGAGAUCAGAUUCUGAAUGAUCACAAGUCUGUCAAGGAAACAUUUGAUGUCAUAUUGGACACAGACAAAUACAAGGCAUUACUGGCCAGAGGUGAUGUACGCAUUUCCCACAAGGCCCUCCAGGGAGCGCUCUUGAUAUCCCAUUACCGAGAGGAAGUCCGCUUCCACCAACCGUUCCAAUUUAUGACAAGGCUCAUGGACAUAGAUUCUCUUCUUACAAAAUGGAGAUAUAACCAUGUGAUGAUGGUUCAGCGAAUGAUUGGUUCUAAACCAGGAUCAGGGGGCUCCUCUGGGUAUCACUACCUUCGAUCUACUGUCAGUGAUCGUUACAAGGUCUUCCUCGACCUCUUCAACCUCUCCAACUACCUCCUGCCCAGGAAUUACAUCCCUCCCCUCACGCCUGGCAUGAAGCGCACACUCUCCAUCCCCAACCUCAACACCAGCGUGGAUGGGAGCAUGUUCCGCAGGUUCCAAAUCGGCAGCCCUAACAGGGGAGGAGCAGGCCCUCUAUCAUCCAGUCCUGGCUCGCUGGGCCGGGGAAGCCUGCCUGGGACACCAGAGGAUGCCAUCUUUGAAGUACUGAGUUCAUCCGAUGGUGAUGAGGAGGAUGAUAGCGACCAGUCCCCACCGGCUAACGGUCAAAUUGUUUUCUCUGCAUGAAGCAUGUGAAUCUGCAGUUAUCCCUUGAAGCACAGACAAGCCACAUGAACGAACAUCUAUGAAUUUACGUGGAGAUAUAUAUUGUUAAAGACAGGUGACCUUUGUGAACAGGUUAUGAUAUAACUCUAUCUACAUUCAAGAUCAAUGGAAUAAUCAAUAUAAUAAUAAUAAUAAUAAUAAUAAUAAUAAUAAUAUUUCUGUUUAUAUAGCGCUUAAUAUAUCGGCAUUAUCCGAGUUUCUAUUAAAGCACUUUAUAGAUAUGUAAUUAUCCCGGUCAUCGUAUUCUUGCUUGCCCCCACACAAUGUAUGCACUUCCUCCACUCCCUGGGGAGCAUUCCAGCAAGAGCUACUAGGCUCAAAUUGCUAAGCAUACUACAUUGGCUUUCGCAUCCUACUGGGUACCCAUUUACCGCCUGGGUGGAGAGUGGCAAAUGUAGAUCAAUGUCUUGCCAAAGGACAUUAGUAAUAAUAA
Molecule: messenger RNA, 2150 nt
Organism: Strongylocentrotus purpuratus (purple sea urchin)
Lineage: Eukaryota; Metazoa; Echinodermata; Echinoidea; Camarodonta; Strongylocentrotidae
Gene: tdo2
Product: tryptophan 2,3-dioxygenase
Exons: 11
Coding region: 320-1678 (452 amino acids)
Molecular function (GO): heme binding; L-tryptophan 2,3-dioxygenase activity; metal ion binding
Source: RefSeq, a predicted model, not a curated record